GGAUAAACUUUCUCUAUGAAGUGUAUCGGCGGUAAUAAGGUCACUGCUAUUUUUCUGCAACAUUUUCGAACGCAAGUUCAGUGAGACUAUGCGAAGUAUCUCGGUAAAGCGUCGAUGAUCGAAACUUCCUUCUCCAUGCAGAUAACCCGAUCUUCACACUCUUUCGAUUUCGCGCAAGUAUAUUUGCAAAGAAAUUAACAUACGUAGAACCUAAAUUUUCACCAGUGGUUCCCGCCAGUCGCGCGGUUAUUCCGUAUAUAAAUAAAGAUGUAGCACGGAAUUAAAGCCUGUGUGAAAGUGUCCACCACCGGUGUCAGUAGCAAGUGACCAAUAGAAUCAAAUUGAUUGCAACUUCUUGCCGUGCAGUGUCUUCCGAGCAACCUCCGUGGAGAGUCUGAAAUAACAAUGCGUUACGUAGGGACCUUUCUCGGCGUGAUUGCCGUGGCCUUUGCGGCCACCGUCUCCCUGGAGAAUCAGAAGGAGCCGUCGGUCAAACAAGAAGUGACGGCCUCGAGUUCAACGACUGAUGGUUCAAGUGGUGACCAAGUCGACAAAGGAAUUUGGGAAUUCUUGCAGGAUGCUUUCAACAAUUUACCCUUUUCCGGAGGCCAGGAUUCAAAUCUACCGUCGACUCCGGAACCCGUACACAUCCCAGAAAAUUGUCCGCCAUGCGAAUGCGGUAAAACGAAUAAACAUAAUAGGAUUGUGGGUGGAGUGGAAACGUUAGAAAACCAAUAUCCCUGGAUGGCCUUACUAUCUUAUCAAGGUCGUUUUCAUUGCGGUGGAUCAAUUAUAAACGAUCAUUAUAUCUUGACGGCAGCUCAUUGCGUGCAAGGAUUCAAUAAAAAUUAUCUGGGAGCACGGAUUCUCGUUCACGCACGAAACUCAACUGCGAAGUCUGUGGUCCGUGAUUUCAAAAUCUCCAAAGUCAUCAGACACACCGGAUAUUCAACGAUUAAUUACAACAACGAUAUAGCUCUUCUGAAAGUCCACGCUACGAUAAGUCUCGACGACAAAGUGAGACCAGUUUGCUUACCAGAGUUGACCAAAACAUUUGCCGGAGAAAAUGGAACGGUAACUGGAUGGGGAGCGACGUCAGAGUCCGGGCCGGUAUCGAACACACUCCAGGAGGUUGUCGUACCAAUUCUGAGCAAUGCGGAGUGCAGAAAUUCCAAAUAUCCAGCUCACAAAAUAACCGACAAUAUGUUGUGCGCCGGUUACACGAAGGGCGGAAAGGACGCAUGUCAGGGUGACAGCGGGGGUCCUCUCCACGUGAUCAAGGAUUCGAUUCAUUCCAUCGUCGGAAUCGUGUCCUGGGGUGAGGGAUGCGCGCAAGCAAAUUACCCUGGGGUAUAUACGAGGGUGAAUCGCUUCAUAACUUGGAUACGUCGGAACACGCAGGACGCCUGUUAUUGCUGAGCUUCAUUCGCGUUCCAAAAAUUUUUAUAUCGUGACGAAUACGUACACCUAAGUAACGGGUAAUUAUUUCGAUUAUUGAGAAGAGUAUUCCGCGUCGUAUUAACGCGGCGUCAAACGCGAUAACGCGAUGUCGACAUAGUGAUUAAUAUUCCGGUGGUUAUAAGGACCCGUUCAACUCGAGAAUCCGCGAAAAAAAGCGAACUAUGCAAAUUUCAAACAACGGUCGUCGACGCUGCGUCGCAUCCUUGGGUCCAAUUUCCAAGUACUGUAUGCAGUAGAGAAUUUCCGAACCGAAUCCGUAGUUGUAAUCAACACGGCCGCGCCAGUUGCGAAAUAUCUUUUCGAACGACUUAUUCCUCAGACAUUUUUCUACUUAUCGUCUCGCAAUAUUUAUGAGUUUCCAUUUUCAAGACUAAGUUGCCGACAUUUUUUUAAUGAAAAUUCAAUCGAUAGUAUAGACGUCAAGGUGUUUCGCUCGCUUUUUUCGUUUGAUUUUUUUUUUUCUGCAAAGUUUCAAUAUAUCGAAUGAGAAGAAACAGGUGGUGCAGUGAUAGCGCGGACCUUUACUCGACGAUAGCAAAAAAUUUGGAGUUCAGUUCUUCAUGUGUCGCCAGAGAGUAAUACCACUGUUGGGAAAUCGUCGGGUCAUCGAUGUUGAAAUUGUGAAAAGCAUAACACAUUAGUACAUGAGAUGGCACUCGUGAAUUCUAUGCCGCACGCUCUUCAAUUGAGAGUAAAAAGAAAAAGUUUGAAAAAACGUCGAACAAAGAAUCGAGAUCACUCGUCGUCGUUACGAAUGUGGGACCUUUGAUGAGUUUACCUCCUUCACUGUAAAAUUAUGCAACCUUUUGUCACCGUCGAAGAACCCGCUGAUUUAACGUCGAAGCCCUGUACAAAGAAGACUGUUUUCAAGCUGACGGUGACCAGAAUUUCGUAGAGUAUUUCGCGACGUCGCGGCAGCUGCGCCACUAACAUUAUAAUUACAUGAAUCAUAGAUAUAGAUAAAUACUAAUCUAGUCAAAUAACUGCACGAACUUUCCAUAUUUUAAACAGUCAUUUUAUUUAAAUAAAUAUAAAUCGUUCAUCCUA
Messenger RNA from Athalia rosae (coleseed sawfly), 2508 nucleotides. Its product is annotated as trypsin-1-like. The record is from RefSeq and is a predicted model, not a curated record. Bases 406 to 1419 code for a protein of 337 amino acids. Gene Ontology annotation, molecular function: serine-type endopeptidase activity. NCBI's taxonomy places the organism in Eukaryota, Metazoa, Arthropoda, Insecta, Hymenoptera, Athaliidae. Gene Ontology annotation, biological process: proteolysis. The transcript has 7 exons.